Molecule: messenger RNA, 567 nt
Organism: Lampris incognitus (smalleye Pacific opah)
Lineage: Eukaryota; Metazoa; Chordata; Actinopteri; Lampriformes; Lampridae
Product: histone H3
Exons: 1
Coding region: 83-493 (136 amino acids)
Cellular component (GO): nucleosome
Molecular function (GO): protein heterodimerization activity; DNA binding; structural constituent of chromatin
Source: RefSeq, a predicted model, not a curated record
UCCCGCUCUGGCUAUAAAAUACGGGGUUACAAGCGCCGGAGUAAAUCUUCGAUUAAGUACGAUCGAGUGCGUUUAAUCCACGAUGGCAAGAACGAAGCAGACGGCGCGUAAAUCCACCGGCGGCAAAGCCCCCAGGAAGCAGCUGGCGACCAAGGCCGCCCGGAAAAGCGCCCCGGCCACCGGCGGCGUGAAGAAGCCUCACCGCUAUAGACCCGGCACCGUGGCUCUCCGAGAAAUCCGCCGCUACCAGAAGUCCACCGAGCUGCUGAUCCGUAAACUGCCCUUCCAGCGGCUGGUGAGGGAGAUAGCCCAGGACUUUAAAACCGACCUGCGCUUCCAGAGCUCCGCUGUCAUGGCUCUUCAGGAGGCCAGCGAGGCGUACUUGGUCGGUCUGUUCGAGGACACCAACCUGUGCGCCAUCCACGCCAAGAGGGUCACCAUCAUGCCCAAGGACAUCCAGCUGGCCCGCCGCAUCCGCGGAGAGCGCGCUUAAGUGCGUUGGCCAGACUACCCACAACGGCUCUUUUAAGAGCCACAAACGUGCCAGUGAAGAGGUUUUCCCUCCAC